Molecule: messenger RNA, 675 nt
Organism: Cyclocybe aegerita
Lineage: Eukaryota; Fungi; Basidiomycota; Agaricomycetes; Agaricales; Hemipholiotaceae
Source: the annotation of a GenBank genome assembly
AUGCAGAAUAAGAAUCCCAGACAAACUCAAUCCUUGACCACAUCCUCCUCUGCAGAAACUAUGGCCCACACACUCCCUCUUCUUCCCUACGGGUACGAUGCACUCGAGCCCUACAUCUCCCAGGAGAUCAUGGUGCUUCACCACACCAAGCACCAUCAGACUUACGUCAACGCGCUGAACGCUGCUGAAGCCUCCUACGCCAAAUCGUCGACCCCUAAGGAGCGCAUUGCCCUGCAGGCCGCUCUCAAGUUCAACGGAGGAGGACACAUCAACCACUCUCUUUUCUGGAAGAACCUCGCUCCCUCUGCGGCCGUCAACAAGGGCACCGGCGGCGUCUUGAAGGACGGACCGCUCAAGACUGCCAUCGUCGAGUCCUUUGGCUCCCUCGAGAACCUGCAGAAGGAGUUCAACGCCACCACCGCUGCGAUUCAGGGGUCUGGAUGGGGCUGGCUCGGAGUGAACCCCAGCACCAAGCGUCUCGAGAUCACUACCACCGCGAACCAGGACCCUCUUCUCAGCCACGUUCCCAUCAUCGGUGUCGAUAUCUGGGAGCACGCUUUCUAUCUCCAAUACAAAAACGUCAAGGCUGAUUACCUCACUGCGAUCUGGAAUGUCAUCAACUUUGAGGAGGCCGAGCUUCGCUAUGCCGAGGCUGUUGGCACCUCCAAGCUCUAA